Messenger RNA from Miniopterus natalensis, 3267 nucleotides. The record is from RefSeq and is a predicted model, not a curated record. NCBI's taxonomy places the organism in Eukaryota, Metazoa, Chordata, Mammalia, Chiroptera, Miniopteridae.
GUCUGUUCCCUUCUAGCCUCAUCUCGGCCUUUCAGCUUGCCUGGACUGUGCCCCUGGGCUAAGUUGGCAACAUGAGCAACAACUUGGAUGCGAAAGACGACUUUGAUGAGCAGUUGCGAAUGCAGAAAUUGUACGGAGACACUGAGGACGGAGACACCCAGACAGAUCCCGGUAUGGAAACCAAUUCUUUUGGGCAGCAGCCAGAUGACACCCCCUACGAGUGGGACCUGGACAAGAAGGCUUGGUUUCCCAAGAUCACUGAAGAUUUCAUUGCUACAUACCAGGCCAAUUAUGGCUUUUCUAAUGAUGGUGCAUCUAGCUCUACUGCAAAUGUACAAGAUGUUAGUGCUAGGCCUGCAGAGGAACCUCCGCAAAGAAAAACCCCUGAACCCACUGAUCCCAAAAAGAGGGGAGAAAAGAGAAAGGCUGAAUCAGGAUGGUUUCAUGUUGAAGAAGACAGAAAUACAAAUGUAUAUGUGUCUGGUUUGCCUCCAGACAUUACAUUGGAUGAAUUUAUACAGCUCAUGUCCAAGUUUGGCAUUAUUAUGAGAGAUCCUCAAACAGAAGAGUUUAAGGUCAAGCUCUACAAAGACAAUCAAGGAAAUCUUAAAGGAGAUGGACUUUGCUGUUAUUUGAAGAGGGAAUCUGUGGAUCUUGCAUUAAAACUUUUGGAUGAAGAUGAAAUUAGAGGCUACAAAUUACAUGUUGAGGUGGCAAAGUUUCAACUGAAGGGGGAAUAUGAUGCCUCAAAGAAGAAAAAGAAGUGCAAGGACUACAAGAAAAAGCUGUCUCUGCAACAAAAGCAGUUGGAUUGGAGACCUGAGAGAAGAGAUGGGUCAUCCCGAAUGCGCCACGAACGAGUUGUCAUCAUCAAAAAUAUGUUUCAUCCUAUGGAUUUUGAGGAUGAUCCGUUGGUGCUGAAUGAGAUCAGGGAAGAUCUUCGAGUAGAGUGUUCAAAGUUUGGACAAAUUAGGAAACUCCUUCUGUUUGAUAGACACCCAGAUGGUGUGGCCUCUGUGUCCUUCAGAGAUCCAGAGGAAGCUGAUUAUUGUAUUCAAACCCUGGAUGGACGGUGGUUUGGUGGCCGUCAAAUCACUGCCCAAGCGUGGGAUGGAACUACAGAUUAUCAGGUGGAGGAGACCACAAGAGAAAGGGAGGAAAGACUGAAAGGAUGGGAGGCUUUCCUCGAUUCUCCUGAGGCCAAUAGAGGUUUCCGGCGUUCAAAUUCCAUCUGUGCUUCGGAAGGAGCAGGGCCUUCUAGAGUAAGGCAUUUUUCAGAACAUCCUAGCACAUCUAAAGUGAAUGCUGAAGAAGGUGAAACUCAAAUGGAAUUUGAAGAGCCUAUAGAUGAAAAGAAGUUUGAAAAAACAGAAGAUGGAGAAUUUGAAGAAGAUGCUAAAGAAAUUGGCCUCAAAAAAGAGGCUGAAGAAUGCUACCCCAAGAAAGGAUAUGAAGAAGACUGCCUUGAAAGAAAGUCUGAGGAAAGCUGUUCCAAAAAAGGGUUUGAAGAGGGUUGUCCUAAAAAGGAAUCUAAAGUGAAUGGCCCCAGAAGAGAAUCCAAAAAGAAGCGGCUCAAAAGUGAUUUUGAAGAGAAUGGCCUCAAAAAGGAGUCUGAAGAAGACGAGUCGGAAAGAGAAUCUGGAGAAGACUACUCUGAAAAGCUGUUUGAAGAUGGCUCUGAGAAAGAAUUUGAAGAAAAUGUCCUCAAAAAAGAGUUUGAUGAGAAUGGCUCUGACGGGUUUAGUGGAAAUCUUCUCGAAAAAGAGUCAGAAGAAAAUGACUCUGAAAGAUCACAAUUUGAUGAUGACAGCUCUGAAAAAGUUAUUGAUGAGGAGGGCUCUGAGAGAGAGUUUGAUGAAGAAUCAGAUGAAAAGGAAGAAGAUACAUAUGAAAAUGUUUUUGAUGAUGAGUCUGAUGAAAAAGAGGACGAAGAAGAUGCAGAUGAGAAGGGGCUUGAAGAUGCUGAUGAAAAGGACGACGAAGAUGCAGAUGAGAAGAUGUUUGAAUAUUCAGACGAAAAAGAAGAUGAAGUAGAUGCAAAGGAGGAUGAGGAAGGUACAGAUGAAAACAUGCUCGAAGAUGAGGAUUCCAACGAGAAGUUCUUUGAUGAGGAUUCCAACGAGAAUUCUGAUGAUUCUGAUGAGAAAGGGACUGUGGGUGGUGUGGGGAAUGUUCGGGAAGAAGGGGCCGUGUCCACAUGCAGCAGCUUUAUCCUCAGUAGUGAUGAUGAUGAUGAUGAUGAUGAUGAUGAUGAUGAUGAUAUUUGAUCCCUUAAACUUGCUUUUGAGGGAAAUUCCUCCAUCUACAUUUUGCCUGUGCUCCAGGGUAAUUACUAAUAGUGUUAAUGAACAUUGCUUAGUGAUAGGAUGCCAUCAGAUUAAUACAUUGACUUUUUCAUUGUUACCUGUAAUUAAUGAUCUUAAAUAUAUGUUAACUGGCUGUUCAGUUAAAACUUCAUAGUAUAACACAAGUAAACUGGAUACUUGUCCUUUGUCAGAUUUGUUAAAUGCAUGCAGAAUAUUUUUUAAAAUAUUCUGAUUGAAGUUUGUGAUAUUUAAAAAUAAAAAUAAGUUGUUAAUAUGCAGAAACUGAAAAUUGGAGUUGAGUUAAAUUGCAUUUUAAAUUCUUGCUAUUAAUGCUUUAUACUUUAGUUUUUUUAAGGAUUUGAGAAAUCCCAUAGGAGUCUCCUUGCUUCCAGCUUAUAUUACCACUUAGGUCCCUAUUUCUCCUCUCUAAACCAGAACAUGUUACUAAACUUAAAAGAUAAACAGCACUUUGGCGUUUCCCCUGCCCAGUUCUUGCAAGUUACUUUUGUUUUCCUUUUUACCCUCUUUCCAUGAAAAUUGACUCUUAGAUGUACAGGAAUGAACUUCCUGAGGUCCAUCCACAGCUUUCUAUACUGCAGAUAUAGGGAAGAAGAUUAGAAUUCUAGUUUGUACUGUUGAUUGGAGUUAUGGGACCCCUCCCCCAGAAAAGUGCACACACUACACAACUUUUUGUAUACAGUUUUGGGAGGUUCAUUGAUCCCCUGGAGUUUAACAGUGUCUGUUGUCAUUCCUACUUCAGUUUUGUGUGUGUGUGUGUGUUUGUUGUUCUAGUAUGGUGCCUAGUACUGUGCUAAAUUGUGUAGUCCCAAUAAAAUGUUGGGUCUUUCUUGCUUAUGCUUUCCAAGUUAAGUAUUGAUGAAUUGACUUCUGAUGUAGCUUUAAGAGGUUUUUCUCAUAAAUUAGAAGUGUUGAAAUAAACUGCAUUGAUGUUUUUUCAUUA